AUGCGCUUCUUUAGCAUUUGUCGGCAGGCUCAUCUCCCUUCUCCUACUCUCAUCACCCUUCUCCCUACUCUCAUCACCCUUCUCCCUUCUCCCUACUCUCAUCAUCUUUCUCCCUACUCUCAUCUCCCUUCUCCCUACUCUCAUCUCCCUUCUCCCUACUCUCAUCACCCUUCUCCCUACUCUCAUCACCCUUCUCCCUACUCUCAUCACCCUUCUCCCUACUCUCAUCACCCUUCUCUCUACUCUCAUCUCCCUUCUCCCUUCUCUCAUCACCCUUCUCCCUACUCUCAUCACCCUUCUCCCUACUCUCAUCACCCUUCUCCCUUCUCUCAUCACCCUUCUCCGUACUCUCAUCACCCUUCUCUCUACUCUCAUCACCCUUCUCCCUACUCUCAUCACCCUUCUCCCUACUCUCAUCACCCUUCUCCCUACUCUCAUCACCCUUCUCCCUACUCUCAUCACCCUCUCCCUACUUUUAUCACCCUUCUCUCUACUCUCAUCACCCUUCUCCCUACUCUCAUCUCCCUUCUCCCUACUCUCAUCACCCUUCUCCCUACUCUCAUCACCCUUCUUCCUACUCUCAUCACCCUUCUCCCUACUCUCAUCACCCUUCUCCCUACUCUCAUCACCCUUCUCCCUACUCUCAUCACCCUUCUCCCUACUCUCAUCACCCUUCUCCCUACUCUCAUCACCCUCUCCCUACUUUUAUCACCCUUCUCUCUACUCUCAUCACCCUUCUCCCUACUCUCAUCUCCCUUCUCCCUACUCUCAUCACCCUUCUCCCUACUCUCAUCACCCUUCUCCCUACUCUCAUCACCCUUCUCCCUACUCUCAUCUCCCUUCUCCCUUCUCUCAUCACCCUUCUCCCUACUCUCAUCACCCAUGCGCUUCCUUUCCUUAGCGUUUGUGGGUAAGCACGACCGUCAUCGCGGGCGCCAUCUAUUCUGUGUGCGCACCAAGCUGAAGUUGCUAUGGCUCAUCUCCCUUCUCCCAACUCUCAUCACCCUUCUCCCUACUCUCAUCACCCUUCACCCUUCUCCCUACUCUCAUCACCUUUCUCCCUACUCUCAUCUCCCUUCUCCCUACUCUCAUCACCCUUCUCCCUACUCUCAUCACCCUUCUCCCUACUCUCAUCACCCUUCUCCCUACUCUCAUCACCCCUCUCCCUACUCUUAUCUCCCUUCUCCCUAUUCUCAUUUCCCUUCUGCCUACUCUCAUCACCCUUCUCCCUACUCUCAUCACCCUUCUCCCUACUCUCAUCACCUUUCUCCCUACUCUCAUCACCCUUAUCCCUACUCUCAUCACCUUUCUCCCUACUCUCAUCUCACUUCUCCCUACUCUCAUCUCCCUUCUCCCUACUCUCAUCACCCUUCUCCCUACUCUCAUCACCCUUCUCCCUACUCUCAUCACCCUUCUCCCUACUCUUAUCUCCCUUCUCCCUACUCACAUCACCCAUGGGCUUCCUUUCCGCUCAUUUCACUUCUCCCUACUCUCAUCACCCUUCUCCCUACUCUCAUCACCCUUCUCCCUUCUCCCUACUCUCAUCACCUUUCUCCCUACUCUCAUCUCCCUUCUCCCUACUCUCAUCUCCCUUCUCCCUACUCUCAUCACCCUUCUCCCUUCUCUCAUCUCCCUUCUCCCUACUCUUAUCACCUUUCUCCCUACUCUCAUCACCCUUCUCCCUAUUCUCAUCAACCUUCUCCCUACUCUCAUCACCCUUCUCCCUACUCUCAUCACCCUUCUCCCUACUCUCAUCACCCUUCUCCCUACUCUAAUCACCCUUCUCCCUACUCUCAUCACCCUUCUCCCUAUUCUCAUCACCCUUCUCCCUACUCUCAUCACCCUUCUCCCUACUCUUAUCACCCUUCUCCCUACCCUCAUCACCCUUCUCCCUACUCUCAUCACCCUUCUCCCUACUCUCAUCACCCUUCUCCCUACUCUCAUCACCCUUCUCCCUACUCUCAUCUCCCUUCUCCCUACUCUCAUCACCCUUCUCCCUACUCUCAUCACCCUUCUCCCUACUCUUAUCACCCUUCUCCCUACUCUCAUCACCCUUCUCCGUACACUCAUCACCCUUCUCCCUACUCUCAUCACCCUUCUCUCUACUCUCAUCACCCUUCUCCCUACUCUCAUAACCCUUCUCCCUACUCUCAUCUCCCUUCUCCCUUCUCUCAUCACCCAUGCGCUUCCUUUCCUUAG
Molecule: messenger RNA, 2199 nt
Organism: Closterium sp. Naga37s-1
Lineage: Eukaryota; Viridiplantae; Streptophyta; Zygnematophyceae; Desmidiales; Closteriaceae
Source: the annotation of a GenBank genome assembly